Xenopus laevis (African clawed frog) is the source of this 2265-nucleotide messenger RNA. It is a transcript of the gene esrra.S, whose product is annotated as estrogen related receptor alpha S homeolog. Gene Ontology annotation, molecular function: DNA binding; nuclear steroid receptor activity; sequence-specific DNA binding. The transcript has 7 exons. The record is from RefSeq and is a predicted model, not a curated record. Gene Ontology annotation, cellular component: nucleus. Gene Ontology annotation, biological process: regulation of DNA-templated transcription; DNA-templated transcription; nuclear receptor-mediated steroid hormone signaling pathway. Bases 646 to 1872 code for a protein of 408 amino acids. Lineage: Eukaryota; Metazoa; Chordata; Amphibia; Anura; Pipidae.
AUUAAGCAGCAGAGAGAAGCGGCAACUCGUUUGUGACUUUCCCACACAGGCCGCUGAGCUGAAGUGAAUCCCCUCUGACUGACAGCGUCUGUGCAAAGCUGGAACUGAGAGACCACCGGACAGUGUAGCCCCGCCCACCCAACUUGUCACAGAAGAGGGCGGGGCCAGUGUAGGAAUAGGAAGUGUGUGUGUCACACGGUGAGAGAGAGUGUGUGAGAUCCGUGUCCUCUGCUGUGUCCUACAGCCGCCUCUGUCCCCUCACACAUUAUACUCACAUUAUACUCACAUUAUACUCACAUUAUAUACUCACAUUAUAUACUCAUAUUAUAUACUCACAUUAUAUACUCACAUUAUAUACUCACAUUAUAUACUCACAUUAUAUACUCACAUUAUACUCACAUUAUACACUCAUAUUAUACUCACACACACACAUUAUACACUCACUGCUGAGCCGCACUCCCUUCACUCCAAAGAGAAACGACUGGUGACACAAUAUUAUUAUCUACAGGAACAAGUCCCACACACACACAUAUCUCUGUACUUACACAUUCUUACUUCUCACACUCACACUCACACUCAGCACCUCUAGUCUGGGACCCACAGCUGAAUAUGACAACAGGACCCUCAUACUAGUUGUUAUACACAAUGUCUUCCCGUGACAGACGCCCGGAUCUUUGCAUCAAGGCUGAACCAGGGACCCCAGAAAGCAUCGGGCGUCGAAGUCCUAGUGGUUCCAGUGAUAGUAGCGCCCAUGGCCCAGAUCCACCAGGACAACACUGUUGCAGAGAUGAGGAGCAGGAUGAUGUUUCGGGCCGUGGCAAAUAUGUCCUGAAUUCCAUUCCCAAACGUCUUUGCCUGGUGUGUGGAGAUGUGGCAUCUGGCUAUCACUAUGGGGUUGCCUCAUGUGAGGCAUGCAAAGCCUUCUUCAAGCGCACCAUCCAAGGCAAUAUCGAGUACAGCUGUCCAGCCAGCAACGAGUGUGAAAUUACCAAGAGACGUCGAAAGGCUUGUCAAGCUUGCCGCUUCACAAAGUGCCUCCGAGUGGGCAUGCUAAAAGAAGGGGUGCGCUUGGACCGUGUUAGAGGAGGACGUCAGAAAUACAAGAGGAGGCCGGAUGGAGAGGUGCUCCAAUACACGUCUGGUGGGCAGGCUCAUCACGCCACUGCAACUAUGGUCAAAAAGCAGACUCCAAUGAAUGCAGUUGUCUCACACUUACUGGUUGCAGAGCCAGACAAGUUGUUUGCUAUGCCAGACCCAGCACUUCCUGAUGGAGAUUUGAAAUAUAUGAGCACCCUGUGUGACCUUGCUGAUCGGGAAAUUGUCAUCAUCAUUAGCUGGGCCAAGAACAUCCCAGGAUUCUCCUCCCUUUCCCUUUCGGACCAGAUGAGUCUGUUGCAGAGCGUCUGGAUGGAGAUUUUACUGCUUGGAGUUAUUUUCCGCUCACUUCCAUAUGAAGACGAAGUUGUGUUUGCUGAGGAUUUUGUGCUGGAUGAGGAAUCUUCUCGCUCUGGCCGUCUCACUGACCUCUGCUCGUGCAUCCUGCACCUUGUCAGAAAGUAUCGCACCCUGCGCCUGGAAAAGGAAGAGUACGUCAUGCUGAAGGCUUUAACCCUUACUAACUCAGAUUCCGUGCACAUUGAGGAUCCAGAUGCAGUUCUGCGGCUCCGGGAUGCCCUGCAAGAAGCUCUCAGUGAAUAUGAAUCAAAUCGUCACCCAGAAGAGCCCUGCAGGGAUGGAAAGCUGCUAUUAACUCUCCCACUUCUGCGUCAGACGGCUGGUCGUGUUCUCCAGCACUUUCAUGCCCUGCGAGAGGAGGGAGCUGUCCCCAUGCACAAGCUGUUUCUGGAGAUGUUGGAAGCCAUGAUGGACUGAGGUUUAUCAGAGACUUUAUAAAUAUAUAUAUAUAUAUAUAUAUAUAUAUAUAUAUAUAUAUAUAUAUAUAUAUAUAAACUCCUCCCAGUAGUCAUAAAGGGAGAGUCUAUAUAACCAAAACAUGCACUCAGAGAAUAAGGACGGACGGAGCAGGAGGAGAAAAUCAGGGAAUGUGCUUUUUAAUAGACACUGCCCUGACAAAAGACUGAACUGAGAUUUGGGCAGCCUUGAAAAGAAUGAAAAGGAUACAGCCAAGAACAGAGUUGGAUUCAGUAAUAAGUAGGGAUGCACCGAAUCCAGGAUUCCGUUCAGGAUUCAGCCAUUUUCAGCAGGAUUUGGAUUCGGCCGUAGCGAAUCAUAAUUUGCAUAUGCAAAUUAGAGUUGGGGAGGGAA